Molecule: messenger RNA, 2805 nt
Organism: Nicrophorus vespilloides
Lineage: Eukaryota; Metazoa; Arthropoda; Insecta; Coleoptera; Silphidae
Gene: Cog1
Product: conserved oligomeric Golgi complex subunit 1
Exons: 13
Coding region: 106-2727 (873 amino acids)
Biological process (GO): intra-Golgi vesicle-mediated transport
Cellular component (GO): COG complex; Golgi apparatus
Source: RefSeq, a predicted model, not a curated record
AUAAAUUAUCUGUCAAACAUUUCAGUGACGUUGAUAGUAUUUUUUGGUUAAAAAAUAGUAAAUAAGGGUACAAAUAUAACAAAACUUUAAAAUAAUUUACCCAAAAUGUCCAGGGUAAGUCUAUUGGAUUUAAAUGUACCACAACUGUUUGAAGAGAGAACAAUUGAAGAUAUUAUUCAUAUUGAUAAACUAUUAGAUGCAGAGAUUGAAAGGAAACGAAUGGAACUUCGUUCCAUGGUUGGUGAUAGAUAUAAAGAUAUUCUAACUGCCACUGAAGCCAUAAAAUCAAUGGAAUACAUUUCUGAAAAUAUAGUAGGAAAUAUAAUAAAUGUAAAAGAUCAAUGUGAAACUCUGGUACAAAAUAUAUCAGGAGAUUUACCCAAAAAGGCUUUGGUCACAUCUAAUGAAAAAAAUGAAGAGCGUACAAUUGUUAUGCAAAUACGCCUGGCCAUAGUUUUGAAUGAAAACAUCUGGUUGGCACUUGAUGAAGAUGAUUUUUCCAAGGCAGCUCAAUACUAUUUACUUGCCCAACAUGUACAUACAGGUUUGAGAUUGUUUCGAAAAGACAUCUUUGAAAAGUAUAAAGUUAUAAAGAAAAUUAAAUCAACUGUGGAUUCGCUGCGAGAACGAAUUCUAAGUUUUACUUAUAAGAAAUUACAAACCAUUCAAUUGAGUGCAGAGGAUACUUGCAGUAACUUGAAUGCGCUCAUGUUAUUAGAGAAUCAUAAAUGUAGUGAAUUGCUUUGCAAAUUCAUUAAGCUUAGAAAGAACGCGCUGACUACGGUUAUCGAAGCUACACAUUCUAGCGUCAGGGCGCAAGUUUCCGCAAUGGUUAAAUGCUUGUAUACAACAAUCAUUCUCUUACAUGAUUGCUUUUUAAAUUAUAAAGAUACACACAAGGGUUUAAUAUGGCAUCAACUGGAUGGGAUUGUUGGAGAUAAUUCUCCAACCACUCUAUCUACAGUUCAAUUACCUGAAACUAAUUUAUUACAAUACAUUCCAGAUAUAAUUAAGCAAUUCAGGCCCAAAUGUAGUAACGCUAAUAGUACUUUAACAAAAGAGGAGGGCGUUAAUUUAAUACAAGAAUGGAUUAAAGAUACAUCCAAUAAAGUUAAGGUUGGAAUUGAGAAUGCCUUAGAUAUGGUGCCAAACGUAAAAGGUUUACAUAUUAUUAGAGAAGAAGCGUUGAAAAUAGAACUUCCCCCAAACUGGGAUGAGAUAUGCUUAUACACGGAAUUACCAAGCAAGUUGAACAUUUGGUAUCAGUUCUUCCAAAAGUUCAUAACGAAUCGCGCUCUCUUUUUGAUAACUAAGAAAAUUACCUACAUUAUGCAAAAUACUCAAAAUGAGUUGAGUGCAGCACUAAAUACAAAAGAAAAUUGUGAGAACGAUCUUCGAUGGUAUAUAUGGAAAGAGGAUCAGGGCGAUAUUAGUCAAUUCGAAAAUAAACAUUUAGGCUUAUCGAUGAAGACUAAAGGUUAUUCCCCAUCCGUAGUUAGACUAUGUGAAGAUUUUGACAAGAAAUUUCGCGAACUUCUAGAAGAUAUAUCUGUUUAUAUUUAUGGAAUCGAGUUCGAUAAGAACAGAGAUUUUAGUUUGGGAUUCGCUUUCAAGGAUCCGAAAAAUAAUAGGAAAUUCGUCGAUAGGGAGAAGUUGGAAGAACACUUGAAAUCUGAGUGCGGAAUUCAUAUUAAAAGUUUGAUAAGUUUUUUGGAAAGCGUUAUCCAAUCAAAUGAAGAUCAAUCAAAUAUUCUCAUGCAGUCAAUAUUGUCGGCCAGACUUUUGAGCGCUUUAACUAAUUUGUGCGAAAAUUUCAAAAAGUGCUGUUGCUGCAAUAAUAACGCAGACGAAUGGGAUAAAAUCGGCGCAGCUUUAAAUUCCUCGGCAUUGACGUUUUGGCAAAAUUGGAUACACGACAGUGUUAAUGCUACAAAAGUUAAAGCGAAAGAACUUUUGGAGGAUGUAGAUCCAUUAAAAAUGCUUUCAAUCUUAUGCACUUGGGACAGCAUUGAAAUACAGGAGCAAACGGACGAGAAAAUCUUCAAGUCGCAAAUAAAAGUUCCGAUGAAACCGAGCCUCGCGCUUCAGAAACUUUUGAACGGCUUGAAUGAAAUGUUGAAUGCAAUCCUACCACAUACGGUUCCCAAAAAGAUCCACCUUAGUUUCAUAGAAGGAAACGUAUCUGUAAUAUUAGAUCAGUACGCUGAGGUGUUGCAAAUGGAUUUGAAUCAAACGCAAGCACUGCAAUUUCUGUUCGAUGUUAAAUUCCUGACCACAUUCUCAAUACCCAGAGAGAACUUGGAGCUUGGGCAGAAAUCGCAAAGUAUAUGCGAAAAAUGCCGAUCGUUCGUUGAUCCGUUUGAUUUAGAUGUGUUUUAUAAAUAUUUGCAACAUAAUGUUAAACAGAGCGUGCUACAGUCGCAAGUCAUUUUUGGGAGCCUAUUACCAACAUCUGGUCAACUUUCAAGUUUGGGAAUGCUUGAGAAAAGUAAAGAUAACGAAAGGGAACCAUCCGUACUUGGUCUGAGCAUACCAUCGACCACGAACUGGUUUACUCUGCUCCCAGUCACAGCUCCUCUCCAGAAAACUGUUCAACCUGCUAUACAGCAAACAGAAAGCAAGGUAUCUAAGGUUAAAUCAAACACAAGAAAACCAAACGACGCUGCAACUGGUGUAAGAUCCGCCGCUGCUUUAUUUGGAGCCAUGACAACAGACUGGUUUUCUUAAUUGUUGCGAAACGAAUUACUUGUAUAUUAUUUAAUAUUACGUAUCAAUAUAGACUAUAUUUUAAAUAACAAAAACAAU